Molecule: messenger RNA, 1088 nt
Organism: Eucalyptus grandis
Lineage: Eukaryota; Viridiplantae; Streptophyta; Magnoliopsida; Myrtales; Myrtaceae
Product: ras-related protein RABB1b
Exons: 6
Coding region: 203-838 (211 amino acids)
Biological process (GO): regulation of endocytosis
Cellular component (GO): endosome
Molecular function (GO): GTPase activity; GTP binding
Source: RefSeq, a predicted model, not a curated record
CUUUCCCUUCCCUUCCUUCCUUCUUCCCUCAUCUCCCCUCUUUUCAAAUUCCCCCAUCCAAAUCCGAUUCCACUGUUCCCACCUCUCUCUCUCUCUCUCUCUCUCUAAUUCGAUCGAUUCAGGCCCCCCCCACCCCCGGCGCUCCUCCUCCUCCUCCGCCUCCCUGCGCCACCUCCGGUCGGCGGCGACGUCGUCUCCAGACAUGUCGUACGACUACCUCUUCAAGUACAUCAUCAUCGGCGACACCGGUGUGGGCAAAUCGUGCCUGCUUCUGCAAUUCACGGACAAGAGGUUCCAGCCCGUCCAUGAUCUCACCAUCGGCGUCGAGUUCGGCGCUCGCAUGGUCACCAUCGACGGCAGGCCGAUCAAGCUUCAGAUUUGGGACACGGCAGGACAGGAAUCUUUCAGAUCCAUCACUAGAUCUUACUAUAGAGGAGCAGCUGGAGCACUUCUAGUUUAUGACAUCACCCGGAGAGAUACUUUUAAUCAUCUUGCAAGCUGGUUGGAGGAUGCUCGGCAGCAUGCAAAUCCCAACAUGACAAUCAUGCUUAUAGGAAACAAAUCUGAUCUAUCUCAUCGGAGGGCUGUCACCAAAGAAGAAGGAGAACAGUUUGCAAAGGAAAAUGGACUUCUAUUUUUGGAGGCAUCUGCGAGAACAGCACAAAAUGUUGAGGAGGCUUUUGUAAAGACUGCGGCACAGAUCCUACAGAAUAUACAAGACGGCGUGUUUGAUGUAUCUAAUGAGACGUCAGGAAUCAAGGUGGGAUAUGGGCGCCCUCAAGGUCAAGCCGGUGCAAGAGAUGGAGCUGUAGCUCAGAGGGGUGGCUGUUGCAGCUGAAUGAGGAUAGCGCAGCAUUGGCGUUGAUGUUCUUCUCUGAUCUGUUCUCCAAUCUGUUAAUUCUGAUCUUGGCCCUGAAAUUUUCUAUAUGUUCUGAUGCUGCUUUAGAUAAUGUGAAAUGUACAGAUCUGUUCACAUCUGUUCCUCGAUAGCUAUCAUUUGUAGACCCAUUAAAUCUUCUAAUCACUUUGACUUGCUCGAUUUCAUGAAUGAUUCGACUCUGUGCUUUGGGAGCUUGCAUGAUUUUUAA